AUGCAGAUGCUUUUAGAAGGAGAGUAUAGUUUUGUCUUCAUUUAUAAUUAUUUUUAUCCCAAUUUCAUAUUUGCUAAACUUCGUACAGAAAUAGAGCAGGAUUAUAAAUAUCUCGGUUGGAAGGAUUUCGGUAUUGAAUAUUUGGAGAAUAAUUGUGACAAAGUCAGAAAACUGACUUGCGAGAAAGCUUUACGUCAUUCUGCCAAAUCUAGUAGCAUUCUACGAGAUGCUUAUGAAGGAUUUUCCAAGGUUCCUGAUAAUGGAUACAAGCCCGAUUUUCGUGUGAAAUCUCUACUGAUUGCCGGUGAAGUGGAAAUCUGUCUUAUGGAGGCCUCACGUAUUCUUCCAAUCAAUAAAAAGAUCUGUGAUGAUUGGGAUAAAGGAAGGGUUGGGGAUGUAAAAGAAAUAGAAGAAGAUCUUAACAGAGUGCCAGUUUUUGGUAUCCAAGUUGCUGAAGGAACCAUGGCAUGUUGGGUUAUGACUAUGCCAUUUGGAGCCUUUUACUUUGUUCAAUGUCUUGGUUCAGUGCAAAUUCCUAUGAAUCGAGGCCAAUCUUCACUUGCCGGAUUUAUGGAUGAAUUAUGGAAGUUAAGGGCGUCUCUAUGA
Molecule: messenger RNA, 606 nt
Organism: Ambispora leptoticha
Lineage: Eukaryota; Fungi; Glomeromycota; Glomeromycetes; Archaeosporales; Ambisporaceae
Source: the annotation of a GenBank genome assembly